GUAUGUGUAUCUGCCACAGGGCAGUAAAGUAUAUACAGAGCCCUGAACUUAAAAUAUGAAGACCUUCUUUCAGAUUCUGGCAAUGCUGCUUAUAGGUUGGCUGACCUUGGGCAAGUCUCUCAACUUCUCUGACACUUCAUUUCUGUAAUUGCAAAAUGAGGAUGGUGAUAGUGAAUGAGAGGAAAAAUUGGAAUAUACAUGUGAUAUGCCCAGGACAGUGGCUGGCACAUAGAAGGUGAUUGGUUUCAUGUUAGGCAACUUUGAAUAUGGUGGGCUGUGGGAGGAGGGUGCACAGGGGAGAAAAAGAGACCCAGAAGGUGAACAUUUGAAAGUAAACUCCAUUAUGUUGACGUUGGUUCACAUUAUAUAAAGUGAAUGCUUUCAUUCAAAAAAAUUUGGGGGUGGGGAGGGCCGGCUUGGUGGCACAGCGAUUAAGUUCACAUGUUCCGUUUCGGCGGUCCACGGUUUGCCAGCCCGGAUCCUGGGAUGCGGACAUAUGCACUGCUUGUCAAGCCAUGCUGGGGUGGGCCUCCCACAUAUAAAGUGGAGGAGGAUGGGCACGGAUGUUAGCUCAGGGCCAGUCUUCCUCAGCAAAAAGAGGAGGAUUGGCAGCAGAUGUUAGCUCAGGACUAAUCUUCCUCAAAAAAAAUUUUUUUUUUUUUUAUUAUCUAACUGUGGGAUUUUGGAUUCGGAAUUGUCUGGGAGUUAGAGAGCACCUCAACAUUUAUUGAGCCCUUACUGUGAAUUAGACCCAGGGUUGGCAAAGUGAUUUCUGUAGAUUAUCUCACUAAUCCUUUGUGGAAAGUGGGGUAGUAGGUAUCAUUACUGUGCUCUCAAGUUCAGAGACAUAGACAGUGGCCAAGAUCACCUAGCUGCUAGGCAAUGGAGCCUAACCUGGCUCUGUAACUCUUGGAUCCUCUGUAGCACACAAGUAUGUUGUGUCAUAAAACAAACAGCUUUUUUAGUGCAAAUUCUUGUGAAAUCCAAGCUCUGUUGCAGGAACCCUUCAAGGCACUGUCCACCUAGGCACAUAGUGGCGAGCCUGGCCACCUCUCAAAGCCACAUUGCCAAAAUGAUUACAAAAUACACUCUAAAGCACAUGAAAAGAUUGUUCUUUAAAACUAUUUCAUAGGAUGUCCUUAGACUAUGAACUCCAAAAGGGUAGAAACUCUUGCAGUCUAAUUAAUCUCUGGUUAUCUAAAACCACAAAUGGCACAUCCUCGAUAAAUAGCUGAUGAAUGAAAAAUAUAUUUUUCUGUAAUUCUCACAUUCUGUAGGCACACUGCUUUUCUCUCUCCAACUUUCAUCUUCUAGUUUUCUGAAUAACAGCCAAAAGGGAAGAAUGUAACAUUUAGUUGAGUACCUAUCAUGUGUCAGGUAUUGUGAGGAAUAGAUGUAGUUACAGAUGUAGUUAUAAAGUUAUAAAUAUCAAUAUAGUAUAUAUAGUGGUAGAUAUACAGAUAUUGAUAUAGUCAUAAAUAUAUAAAUGCAGGUAUAGAUGUAGAUCUAGUUGUAGAUAUAGAUAGUAACAGAUAUUGAUAUAGCCAUAGGUAUUGGCAUAUUUGUAGAUAUAGAUACAGAAACAGAUAUAGUUAUAAAGACAGAUAUACACAGAGAUAGACAUAUAGAUAUAGAUAUCUCUGGCCUUUCGUCCUCUUAACACACUGUGAGAUUAGGUUCUUACUUAUUGAUGCAGUAGCUGGACCCUGAAGUAUCUGUGUUCAGGAAUUUAUUCCCAUUCCUUCUCUUCAAACUCUAAUUUCAAAGGUUAGACAGCCAUUUCUUUUUGUGAGGCCUGAUUGUUCAAUGAGAGUUUCCCCAGAGAGAGUGCUAACAAACAAUAGCUCCCAUUUAUGGAGUACUUACUUUUGCUGAGUCUGUGCUACAUGCUUUAUACAGGAUGUCAUUCAUUCAUCACCACAACUCUAGGAAAUAGGUGCUGCCAAUAUUUUCAUAUUUUAGAGAGAGGUUAAUAAAAUUGCCCAAAGUUACAUGAGUGGUGAGUGAAGAGGUUGGAAUUUGAACCUGUGCUGUGUAACUCCUAUGGACAUGCUCUCAGCUACCACAGUUCUCAGCUGGACACUGUGUUUGGCCCUUUCAUGUGAUUAAGAUUAAAUUAGAAUUGCAAACACAUUUGUAAGAUGAUGCUGAAGUCAUUUCUCUUUUAUUUGAUUAAACCAAUAUGAUCUCAAUAAAAUAAAUUUUUAAAAAAGAGGGAUGCAUUAGUUUGCUAGAGCUGCAGUAACAAAACACUGCAGACUGGGAGGCUUAACCAAGAGGAAUUUGUUUUCUCACAGUUCUAUAGGUGAGAAGACUGAGAUGAAGAUGUUGGCAGGGCUGGUUUCUUCUGAGGCCCUGCUCCUUGGCUUAUGGAUAGUUGUCUUCAUGUUCACAUGGCAUUCUCCCUCUCCCUCUGUCCUGAUCUUCUCUUAUAAGGACCCCUGUUAUAGUGGAUUAAGAUCCAUCUAAUGAUCUUAUUUUAACUUAAUUACCUCUUUGAAGAUCCUAGCUCCACAUGCAGUCAGAUUCUGAGGUACUGGGGCGUUAGGACUUCAACAUAUGAAUUUUGAGGGGACAUAAUUCAGCCCAUAAUAAAGGCUUAAUUAGUUUCCUCGCUAUUUCUCUCCCUCUUCUUUUGGUCUUUAGCCACUUAUUAAGGGGUUGUUUGCAUUGUCUUUGGGGAUUUUAAGGAAGACCCUGAGGUCAUUUAUACACCUAUGUAUAAAAAUGGCAACUGAGUCUGGCAUUCUUGCUCUAAAUCAGCUCCAGCCUGUGAAGGGAGGUAUGCAUUGGAAAAAAAUAGCAGAGAAGGUGGGCUUCUAGAAACCAGCUCUGCUACUAAACUUGCCUUGCAACCUUGGGGAAAUCCCUGUCUCUCUUGGGAUGUUGGCUUAGAUCAGGGAUUUUAAGCUCAAAUGUCCAUAGGAGCUAGACAGGAGCAGUAAGUGGAGAAGUAGAUAGGUGUGACAAAAGAGAGUGGUGGAAACAGUGUCAAAUUGGAGAACAUCCCGUUUAAGUUAAGCAGAAAAUUCUCAGGUCCAGUCAGUUGGUGCUAGCUUGAAAUGAAGGCCCUGUAUUGCUAGCCCUUCUAAGUUUUCAAGAGAAAACUUCAUUCAAGACUUUUAAAUGAGAUCUCACAAAUUUUACAUGUUGGCAAUUCAAAUUUUACCUCCAAGGACUGAGAGUCAAAAGGAAUAUGGCCAAGGUCCAGGUCUGGGCCAGCUGAUAUCUCGGGUCUUCUUGCCCAAAAGUGCUCUGAUGAAACCAAAGAUGGUACUGUUGAUUGAUCGACGGGCACUAAAAGAGAAGAGAACAUUCUUCAGUUCACGUGGCCCAAGGAUCUGUGCUGACAAGCAAACUCGAAGGGAUGAACUUUUCAUAUAUCUAUCCUCUUUUCUGCAACAGUAACCCAAUUGCAUAUUUAGCACUGCCGCCUCUACUAGAAAUACUUAGCGGGGUUCUGGGGGCAGAAUCCAAAUUAGUUGGGGUUAGGUAUUUUGUGUCUAGACUGUCUAAAAAUAAAUUGAGUCAAGUUUUAUUGCUCUGUUCUAUGUGUCUGUUGUCAAACAGGAUUAUUUUGCUGCUGAAACUGAGGAGGAGGGGCUUAAUUGUUUGCAGUGAUAAAGUGCUUGAAUCUCAAAGCUGUGUGCAAAGUGGCUUUCUUCAGGCAACAUUCUCAUGGAUAGAUAGUUACAGCUUAAGCCAAUUUUCACAAUCAAAUUUCAAGAAGGACCCUAAUAAAUGAGAGUUCUGUUCCCAUGUUUGUGGCAUUUGUUGGGGUCUGGAGUGGUGCAGAGGUUCAUUUCACGUGUCAACUCCAAUGGAUUGGUAACAGCUGCCCGGAAGCUGUCCUGGGGAAGACCCUGAAGCCAGGCCCCAGUCCAGUAAAGACGGUGCUGUGAUAUUUACUUCAUCUGUCCUGAGUAUGGUGGUGUAUAUUUGUCAAUAUCCUCGUAGUCUCAAGUGACAGAAAUCUAAUCUUAGGCAAGAAAAAUGGUUGGCUCAUAAAAAUUCAGGAUAGGAUAUUAACAAGAAUGGAGUAGAGAUGUGGAUGGGCCUCAGGCACAAUAUGAACCAGUGACUUGAACUCCUCUGAGAUACUCUCUGCCCCUCACCUCCACAUCUCUCAAUAUCAUUUUUGUUCUCUCAUAUAGAAUGGAUACCUCCACAUGACAGAAAGCAUAACUACAGACAGUUCCAAAAAUGUGCAUUUUGCAGAGUCCAACAGAGAGAGACUGCCUUAUAUACUCUUUGGUAACAAGCACACACACACAUUUUGGGGAGGGAUUAUGAUUAGCCCACUUUGGAUUUAAAAAUCAUGGGGAAUGACUGCUCAACCCUGGACCAAUCAACUUUAGACAGAAGUUGGAAUCACCUAAAAAUAUGACAGCUUCCAUCAGAACCACACAUUUGGGCUCAGCAGGAAGAUAGGUCUCCAGAGCAAGGAUAGCAUGGAAUAUAAGACUUUCAAAAUAGUGAGUUUCUACCACAAAGGGGUUGUCCACAUGGCUACCAUCCUGAGCUUAAAUCCAAGGGGGUAAAGGAGAAGGAGAAGACCCUCAGGAAUGGGUCCCAACCUCAUCUAGUAUCUACAGCUUCUCCCUGUUGUUUUCUGCCUUGUGCUUCCUUAGCCGGUAAGAGACAUCCCCACCUAAAUCAAUAAAUAGGGCCCUCCAAAGUUCAGUGAGCUGAAACAAAGCUGUAACCCUAGCAGUUAACCAGGAGUGCCUCCAUUUUGUGGAGGAAAUUCCUGCUCCCUGACCAAUCUGUUAGCCAUCUCUUCCCAAGGCAGGCGGUGACCUGAGAAUUCUGCGCCUGCUUCCUGAGGACUGCCCCACCAUGCAGUGGCUGAUGAAGUUCCGGGUCCUCUGGGGCAUCCACAAAUCCUGCCAUGGCUUCCUCCCUGCACCUCAACACCUGCGCUGCCAGUUUUUAUCAGGAGCUGAAGCCCCAAGAUGGAAUGACCAUGAUACACCUGAGGAAUUUAACUUUGCAAGUGGUGUAUUGGACUAUUGGACUCAAAUGGAGAAGGAGGGCAAGAGAGGUCCAAACCCAGCCCUGUGGUGGGUGAAUGACCAAGGGGAUGAAGUGAAGUGGAGUUUCAGAGAGAUGACAGACUUAACCCGACGUGCAGCCAACGUCUUUACGCAAACCGGUGGCCUGCGACAGGGAGACCAUCUGGCCUUGAUUCUGCCUCGAGUGCCUGAGUGGUGGCUGGUGACUGUGGGCUGCAUCCGAACAGGGAUUGUUUUCAUGCCAGGGACCACCCUAAUGAAGGCCAAGGACAUUCUCUACCGACUACAGGUGUCUAAAGCCAAGGGGAUCAUAACCACAGAUACCCUUGCCCCAGAAGUGGACUCUGUGGCUUCUGAGUGUCCUGCUCUGAAAAUCAAGUUCCUGGUAUCUGACCACAGCCGUGAAGGGUGGCUGGACUUCCGAUCACUUAUUAAAUCAGCAUCCUCAGAUCACACCUGUGUUAAGUCAAAGACCAUGGACCCAAUGGCCUUCUUCUUCACCAGUGGGACCUCGGGCUUGCCCAAGAUGGCAAAACACAACCAGGGACUUGCCUUACGAUCCUCCUUCCCUUCAUGCAGGAAAUUGCUGCAGCUGAAGACGUCUGAUGUCUUCUGGUGCCUGUCAGACCCAGGCUGGAUUCUGGCUGUCUUGGCGUCCAUGUUUGAAGCAUGGACAGCAGGGUCUACGGUCUUUAUCCAUCAUUUGCCCCGGUUUGACCCCAACGUCAUUGUCCAGACACUCUCCAAAUACCCCAUCACCCAAUGCCUUGCUGCACCAUCCGUAUUUCGAAUGAUUCUGCAGCAGGAUUUCACCAGUCUCAGGUUCCCCACCCUGGAGCACACCUGUGCUGGCGGGGAGGCCCUGCUGCCUGAAGAGCAAGAGCAGUGGAGAAGACAGACAGGAGUUCUGCUCUACCAGGUGUAUGGACAGUCAGAAACGGGAAUAACUUGUGGCAUUCUCCGGGGAAUGAAGAUCAAGCCGGGUUCCAUGGGGAAGGCCAUCCCACCCUUUGACGUCCAGAUCAUUGACGACAAAGGUGACGUCCUACCGCCCAACACCGAAGGAAACAUUGGCAUCAGGAUCAAGCCCACCAAGCCCAUAGGCCUCUUCAUGUGCUACCAGGAUGACCCUGUGAAGACAGCAGAAACGGAGUGUGGGGACUUUUACAACACUGGGGACAGAGCGACCAUGGAUGCAGAGGGCUACAUCUGGUUCCUGGGGAGGAGUGAUGAUGUCAUCAAUGCCUCUGGGUAUCGCAUCGGGCCAGCAGAGGUGGAGAAUGCCCUGGCCGAGCAUCCAGCAGUGGCUGAGGCAGCUGUGGUGAGCAGCCCGGACCCGAUUCGAGGGGAGGUGGUGAAGGCGUUUGUUGUCCUGACCCCACAGUUUCUGUCCCGGGACAGGGACCAGCUCACCAAGGAGCUGCAGGAGCACGUGAAGUCAGUGACGGCUCCGUACAAGUACCCGAGGAAGGUGGAGUUUGUCCCAGAGCUGCCCAAAACCAUCACUGGCAAGAUUAAAAGGAAUGAACUUCGGAAAAAGGAGUUUGGUCAGCUGUAAUCGUCAAUAAACUCAGAAACCACUGCGUGACUGGGUAAAUCCCUGGCCACCUCAGUUUCCCCAUAUGGCGAGGGUGAGGAUGGGGGUGUUGAGAGAGUUGACUUGGAAGAGUAUCAGGAGUGCCAAUAUUUCAGCAUUUUUGUUUCUUUCAGAUUAAUAUCAGUCACUCUUUUUCCUCCAAGUCUCCUCUUCCUUCUGGAUUGCCCAGAUGAGCACACAGAUUGGGGCUGGAGGUAAUAAAAUAUGAAUAUGAACAUCAA
Molecule: messenger RNA, 6833 nt
Organism: Equus quagga
Lineage: Eukaryota; Metazoa; Chordata; Mammalia; Perissodactyla; Equidae
Gene: ACSM1
Product: acyl-CoA synthetase medium chain family member 1
Exons: 13
Coding region: 4840-6573 (577 amino acids)
Biological process (GO): fatty acid biosynthetic process; acyl-CoA metabolic process
Cellular component (GO): mitochondrial matrix
Molecular function (GO): fatty acid ligase activity; fatty-acyl-CoA synthase activity
Source: RefSeq, a predicted model, not a curated record